AUGGCCAGCAAAGAAGCGACUGUCUACAUUGUCGAUGUCGGUAAGACGAUGGGAGAGCGGCAGAAUGGCCGAAGUCAGACGAAUCUCGAUUUUGCCUUGGAAUACGUCUGGGACAAGAUCACGGCUACAAUUGCGACUAACAGAAAGACUGCGAUGGCUGGUGUCAUUGGUUUGCGAACAGACGAAACGGACAAUCCGCUGGGUGACGAAGACGAAUAUCAUCACAUCAAAAUCUUGCAUCCCAUCAGUCAAAUUGUCAUGUCGGACGUUCGAAAACUUCGGAAUGACCUGAAACUCAGCAAAACCGGCGAGGGCGAUGCGACCUCAGCAUUGGUGGUUGCCAUACAAAUGAUCACCGAGACGUGCAAGCAGCUCAAGUACCUGCGAAAAAUCGUUCUUGUCACAGACGCUCGCGCCAACAUGAUCACCGAUGAUCUCUCGCAUAUCACAGAGAAGAUCAAGUCGGACAGCAUCGAACUCGUUGUGCUCGGAGUUGACUUUGACGAUGCAGAAUACGGCUUCAAGGAAGAGAACAAGGAUCCACUCAAGAAGGAACACGAGGCUGUUUUGAAGACACUCUGCGCAGACGGCAAAGGCCUGUUCGGCACGAUAGCUGAAGCGAUUGACGAAUUGCAGACCCCACGAACGAAAUCUGUAAGACCGACACCAAGCUACAAAGGUUUCCUGACCUUGGGCAACGUGGAGCUGCACGACGAUGCGAUGAUCAUCGAUAUCGAGCGGUAUCCCAAAGUGAUGGUUGCAGCUGCACCUUCAGCUAGCAAGUUUGUCGUGCGAAGCGGAGGGCAUGAAGCGACACAAAGCACACUGGUGGGCGGCGAGAAUGGGACGCAAGACGGCGGUGAUGGCCUAGCGGCGAUCCACAAUGCUCGGACUUACCAGGUUGAUGACGAGAACGCACCCGGUGGCAAGAGAGAUCUAGACAGAGAGGAGCUUUCCAAAGGCUACGAAUAUGGCAGGACGGCAGUCCACAUCUCAGAGAGCGAUCAGAAUGUCACGACUUUUGAGACGAAACAAAGUCUGGACAUUGUCGGUUUUGUCGACAAGAACCAGUACCAACGCUAUCUCGAUCUUUCGAAAGCCUGCAUGAUUGUGUCACAGAAGAACAACGACAAAGCAUCCAUGGCACUUUCGUCCUUCAUCCAUGCACUACACGAAUGCGAAUCAUACGCAAUCGCUCGAUACGUACGCAAAGAGAACUCUGAACCCAGAAUGCUCCUGCUCUGUCCGAACGCUGAGCCCGAGUUUGAAUGCCUGUACGACGUUGAAUUACCCUUCGCGGAGGACCUUCGAAGCUACAAAUUCCCACCUCUCGAUCGCGUCCUCACCGUGAGCGGAAAGGAGAUCAAAGCACACCGCAAUCUUCCCAGCGACGAUCUACUCGAGGCCAUGAGCGACUACGUCGACAAGAUGGACCUCUCAAAACUCGUCCCCCAAGAAGAAGGCGACCCAACAGAAUACGCCCCGAUGGACGAAACCUACAACCCGCACCUCCACCGUCUUCAUCAAGUCAUCAAACACCGCGCAGUCUUCCCCGAAGCCGACCCACCACCUCCCUACGAAAUCUUGGGCAAAUACUCCCACCCUCCCGAAGAAGUCCUCACCAAGUCCAAGCCCGCCCUAGACCAUCUCCUUGCCAAAGCCGAAGUUAAGAAGGUCCCUCCCAAAGCCAAGGGCAAGCGCGGAAACCGCAAACCUCCCUCCGCGCCACUCUCGAACCUCGACGUCGCGGCUCUCCUCGCUCAAGACCCCAAGCGCAAGUCCCGACGCAUCGACCCGAAGAAUGCCGUUGCGGAAUUCAAGCAGAUGUUGGAGAGCACAGACGACAUCGACGAGAUGAAGAAUGCAUUCAAGCAGUUAAAAUUCAUCAUCCUGGAUGAGAUCAAGCACUCCGUCGGAGAGAACAAGUAUGGCCAAGCGUUGGAGAAUAUCUACGUGAUGCGAGAGCAGGCGGUUGAGUUUGAGGAGCCGGGGCUGUAUAAUGACUUCUUGCACGAGUUGAAGGACAAGAUCUUUGGGAAGGAGCUCGGUGGAGAUCGGGGCGCGAUGUGGUAUCGAGUGAGGAGGGACAAGCAGGGAUUGAUUUUGAAAGAGGAGGCGAGUACAAGUGAGGUUACGGUUGAGGAGAACAAGAAGUUUAUGAUGCCGCCGUCGAGCACGUGA
Zymoseptoria tritici IPO323 is the source of this 2181-nucleotide messenger RNA. RefSeq lists its product as uncharacterized. The record is from RefSeq and is a predicted model, not a curated record. Lineage: Eukaryota; Fungi; Ascomycota; Dothideomycetes; Mycosphaerellales; Mycosphaerellaceae. Gene Ontology annotation, cellular component: Ku70:Ku80 complex; nucleus. The transcript is spliced from 3 exons. Gene Ontology annotation, molecular function: telomeric repeat DNA binding; damaged DNA binding; double-stranded DNA binding. The coding region runs from base 1 to 2181 and encodes 726 amino acids. Gene Ontology annotation, biological process: double-strand break repair via nonhomologous end joining; telomere maintenance; cellular response to X-ray.